Messenger RNA from Phragmites australis (common reed), 843 nucleotides. RefSeq names its product expansin-A32-like. Lineage: Eukaryota; Viridiplantae; Streptophyta; Magnoliopsida; Poales; Poaceae. Gene Ontology annotation, cellular component: extracellular region. The record is from RefSeq and is a predicted model, not a curated record. The coding region runs from base 1 to 831 and encodes 276 amino acids. Gene Ontology annotation, biological process: plant-type cell wall organization. The transcript is spliced from 2 exons.
AUGUCUGGUUCGUGGACGGCGCCCCUCCUCGUGUCGCUGCUGCUCGGGCUCGCGUUGGCCGAUGUCGCGGCGGCAGGCGGCGCCAAGCCCCUGACGCCGGGCGGGCGUCAGGUGCACCACAACCACGGCAAGUUCACGGCUGGCCCGUGGAAGCCCGCGCACGCGACGUUCUACGGCGGGCGCGACGGGUCCGGCACCACGGCGGGAGCGUGCGGGUACAAGGACACGGCGGCGGAGGGGUACGGCGUGCAGACGGUGGCCGUGAGCACGGUGCUGUUCGGCGACGGCGCGGCCUGCGGCGGGUGCUACGAGGUGAGGUGCGUGGACAGCCCCGACGGGUGCAAGCCCGGCGCGGCGGCCCUGGUCGUGACGGCGACGAAUCUGUGCCCGCCCAACUACGAGCAGUCGGGCGACAGUGGCGGGUGGUGCAACCCGCCGCGGGAGCACUUCGACCUCAGCAUGCCGGCGUACCUCCAGAUCGCGCAGGAGAAGGCCGGCAUCGUUCCCAUCUCCUACCGCAGGGUGCCGUGCGUGAAGCAGGGCGGGAUCCGGUACACGAUCACGGGGAACAAGUACUUCAACAUGGUGAUGGCGACGAACGUGGGCGGCGCCGGCGACGUGGCGGCGCUGACGGUGAAGGGGAACAAGCGCGUCAAGUGGACGCCGCUGAAGCGCAACUGGGGACAGCUGUGGCAGACCGGGGAGGACCUCACCGGCGAGUCGCUGACGUUCCGGGUGAUGACCAGCGACCACCGCAAGGCCACCUCGUGGCACGUCCUCCCCAAAGACUGGCAGUUCGGCGUCACGUACCAGGCGCCCAAGAACUUUUAGGAGACGAAGUCA